GUACGGUGCGAUGAAAAUGCGAAUUGUGAAUGAAAAUUCGUUACAAUUCGUUGGUAAAUUUAGUAUUAUUAUAAAGCACAGAGUACUUUAUUAUAUAUAGGAAAUUUAAUUGUACGUAAGUAAUGGAUGUGUUAUUAGUUUAUUUAACUCUUCUCGUAUCGUUCUUCUUUAUUUAUACGAUAAACGAAAUGAGGCGAAAAGUUAUUUUAGUACUGUUGGCAAUCAUAUUAACUUCGACGUUAUCCACAUUAUUCACGGGCUAUGUGCAAAUAGAGACAGAUAAAGUUCUACUAGACACCGUUGCCGGUUCAGUCGGCGCCGGCAACUUCUCAUACUGGCAACUGGGCCACAUCGGACCUCUGUUAUUGGAAUUAAACUCUCUAACGGGAGACGCCGAUCUCUACGUAGCAGAUACGGUGAGGCCAGGCUAUGAAGUGGACAAAAACAAUUUUAGCUCAGCCACCUGUGGCCCAGAUGUUGUGAACAUUCCUGCUGAUUUCCCGAGACCAAUUGGUAUAGGUGUCUUUGGCGACUGGUCUCAUGCAUUGUCAGAGUUCAGCAUCCAAGUUUUUCUGGACACAUCGGCAAUACUCAGCGAGGAGCAGCUGCUAGCCAUCGAGCGGGCUCAUCAGAUACCUGACAGAAGUGAUAUCCAGAUAGAGGCUAAGAAGAGCAAAGAGAAAAUAGCAACGAAGAAAACAGAGGAGGAGCGGCCGAGAUUCCUUCGCCUGCUGAACAUGUUGGAUGCCAUUUUCGAAAUGUUCCUCUUAUAGUUGUUUGUCAUAACAUUUUUGUAGUGA
Messenger RNA from Aricia agestis (brown argus), 800 nucleotides. Its product is annotated as UPF0669 protein C6orf120 homolog. The transcript is spliced from 4 exons. The record is from RefSeq and is a predicted model, not a curated record. The coding region runs from base 123 to 773 and encodes 216 amino acids. NCBI's taxonomy places the organism in Eukaryota, Metazoa, Arthropoda, Insecta, Lepidoptera, Lycaenidae.